CAAAGUCUUGUCAUGACAAUCGUAAACUUGGCCCAGAACUUUGUCGGUAGCAAUAAUUUAAAUCUGUUGCUACCUAUUGGUCAAUUUGGCACACGAAUUCAUGGUGGAAAGGACGCCGCCAGCGGCAGAUAUAUAUUUACCAAACUCAGUCCUCUUGCACGGCUUGUGUUUCCCAAACAUGACGAUCAUAUUCUUCACUUCCUCGUUGAGGACAAUCAAAUGAUCGAGCCCGAAUGGUAUUGUCCUAUCAUUCCUAUGGUGUUGGUUAAUGGUGCCGAGGGUAUUGGGACCGGUUAUAGCACAAAAAUACCCAACUUUGACGUCAGGCAACUCGUACAGUACGUGAGGGAUGUAAUAGAAGAUCGCCAAACCGAAACACUGCAUCCAUGUUAUAAGAACUUUAAAGGAGAAAUCAGACAAACGGAUCCACAAAAGUAUGUAGCACGUGGUAUUGCCAACGUCGUUGACGAGAAAAGUAUUGAAAUUACCGAGCUUCCUAUUGGAACGUGGACACAACCGUACAAAGAAAACGUUUUGGAAUCGAUGUUGCAUGGCAGUAAUAAAUACAAGGCUUGCAUUAGCAACUACAAGGAGUACAACACAGACACAACAGUCGAGUACUUGGUAGAAAUGAACGAUGAGAAUAAAAUGGCAACGAUGACCGAGGCCAUUAUGAAGAAAUUUAAUUUGCUGUCGUGUAUUAAUCUCACCAACAUGGUGUUGUUUGAUUCCUACGGCAGGAUAAAGAAGUAUGAAACGGUUGACGAUAUCAUCCGAGAGUAUUACGCAGUUCGCUUAGAGUGUUACGUAAAGCGCAAGGAUUUCCUUGAAGGAAUGCUUGAUGCCGAAGCUAAAAGACUGACUGCUCAGGCAAGAUUUAUUUUAGAAAAGAUUAAAGGUGUUAUUGUUAUUGAAAACAAGAAAAAAGCUGAAAUAGUUGCGAAACUCGUUCAGCGAGGUUAUCCAUCCGAUCCAGUGAAAACAUGGAAAGAGACUGUAAAGAAACCUACAUUGACCGUUGUAGAAACUGAUGCUCCAGAGUCUGAGAGCGAGAUCAGCUCGGAUAGUUCGGCUUCGAACAUUUCUUCAGGACCUGAUUACGGUUAUCUUGUGAGCAUGGCCAUACUUAGUCUCUCAGAAGAAAAAAAGGAUGAACUGUUAAAGCAAAGAGAUGAUAAGAUAUCUGAACUGGCUGCGCUGCGCGAAAAGGCGCCAAAGGAUUUGUGGCUGGAAGAUCUUGACGCAUUUCUUGAAGAACUCGAAAUUGUCGAGACCAAAGAACGCGAGGAUGCUGAAGCUUCUGCUGCGAAAAAAGCAAAAGACAAAUCAAAGAAAAGCGAAAAGAAAACCGGCAAAAAGAAAGCCGCUGCUAAGUCGAAAAAAUCAAAAACUAUCACGGAAUCGGAAAAUGACGAUUGCGGUUUCAGCAUUGAAAGUGACAACAUUUUAUCUUUAACCGAGCGCUUAGGCUUAAAAAGAUUUGAGGAGACCUCGGACACGAGCUCCGUGAGCAGCAAGAAGUCAAAAUCAAGUAAAAGCAAGACGAAAUCUGCGGACAUUACGUCAUUCAUGGAAAAAGUGAGCAAGCCUAAAGAGGACACUGUGUCAUCUUCCACUAAAGCUAAAGUUAAAAAGCUCAUGUCUCCUUCAAAACGGAAUGCAACCAGGGGGGUGCGGAUCGUAGAUGAUGACUCUGACACAUCUACCGCUAGCAACGUCGUAAAGGCAUCAAAAAGGAAGAAUGCAACCAGGGGGGUCCAGGACGUAGAUGAUGACUCUGACACAUCUACCGCUAGCAACGUCGUCUUAAAGGCAUCAAAAAGAAGGAAGACUGCAACUAAGACGAAGGUCGUAGAUGAUGACUCGGAGUUGUCCGACGAUGACAACGUUAAAGUGAAGCCAUCCAAAAGGAAGAAGAAAUUUGCAGAGAAAGAUGUCGUGGAAAUCGACUCUGAUCAAUCUGAACCAACUAGUGCGCCUGUUUCAUCCAAACCGUCAAAGCCACGAGCAAAGAAGUCUAAAAGAACAACCAACACAAAGUCAACAACCCCACCCAAGAGAGCACGUGUUGUUGCUUUAAGUAGUGAGGACGACGAUGUUGACAACUCGUCACCGGUUAAACGACCUUCCCGACGUCAAAACACUGCUAAAAAAUAUAACUUUGAUGACGAAGAUGAAAGCGAUGAGGAUAAUGUAUCAAAUGCGGAGGAUGAUUGGAUGGUGGAUAACGAUGAUAGUGAUUUUGACUUGUGAUCGUAAUGAAGCCUUGAGAAUUCCUAUCGAACUUGUUUAUUGAAAGUUGUUUUAUUCAGGGGAUCUAAUGAAAAUCGUGGUUUCAUGUUUUUACUUUCACUUGCAUUGAAGCGUACUGCACGAUUUAAUUUAUCAUUUAUACUGGGGGAUAGGUGUCUAAGCUCAGUUUUUACCUUUAACAAAUACGUUUAUAAGUAUCCUUUUAUUUGUGUAUGGCUUUAUGUAUAUUACAUUUAGGGCUUAUACAUAUUCAUAUAAAGUCAAACUGUACAAAUACAUAAACAUUUAAUUUUGCUUC
Xenia sp. Carnegie-2017 is the source of this 2551-nucleotide messenger RNA. Its product is annotated as DNA topoisomerase 2-alpha-like. Gene Ontology annotation, molecular function: DNA binding; DNA topoisomerase type II (double strand cut, ATP-hydrolyzing) activity; ATP binding. The transcript is spliced from 12 exons. Lineage: Eukaryota; Metazoa; Cnidaria; Anthozoa; Malacalcyonacea; Xeniidae. Bases 13 to 2253 code for a protein of 746 amino acids. The record is from RefSeq and is a predicted model, not a curated record. Gene Ontology annotation, cellular component: nucleus. Gene Ontology annotation, biological process: DNA topological change; sister chromatid segregation; resolution of meiotic recombination intermediates.